ACAGAUGGCACAUACUACAAGUUCCUGCCAAACAAAACAGAGAAGUACAGCGAAAUAAUAGAGCUUUAAGGCCAAAUAUGAAUAAAUGGAAGCAGAAAAUAGCUGUUCUCAUAAUCAGGAAAUCAUUUGAUCGUUCAUAGCGUCAUGGACGAUUAAUUCCAGUGUGUAAUUUACGGUUUAUUGGUAGGUCAAUGGAUUCUUUGCACCUGUUUGCAUCAGGAGACUGGUUUCGCCGCUGGGGAAGCCUCGAUAGACCUGCCGUGCAAUUUCAGCACCAGCGCCCGGGACGACAUCAGCACAGCUGACGUAUUCAUAAAGGAGACCAAACCGAAUAAGAGACAUUAUGUCUUCGGCAGUAUUAGAGAAAUUACUCAGAGGUCGUCUCUUUCAUGCCAGACAGUAUAUCAUGAGGCAUAAAUCCAAGAUCACAAUGGCACCUGCUGAAAACUGUGAUAUUCUUAUGACAUUCCCAGACAGCACAGAUGACCAUACGCUGUUAUGGUUACUUAACCAAAUCCGGCUGGGAAUUCCACAAAUCAGAGUCCAGAUUCGGCAGCAUAAAUACACUCACAACUAUGCAUUCUUUAUUACCUCAGCCUUUGAGAACUUGUUGUGUGGAGCUGAACAGAUGGGCAUGCAAAAGACAGUGAAGGCACGCUAUGGAGGCGGCACUCGCAGGUUUUCAUGUGAGGAGGAUGACAUCUAUGAGAACAUAGAGAGUGAGCUGUGUUUCUUCACAUCACAGGAGCGUCAGAGUAUUAUCAAAUAUUGGUUGGACAAUCUGCGGGCCAAACAGGGCGAGACCCUUCAUAACAUUCACUUCCUGGAGGGUCAACCAAUCAUACCAGAGCUUAUAUUGAGGGGUGCAAUUCUUCAAAUGUUUCCCCUUCAUGAGCAGAGAAUUCUAAAUCAACUGAUGACAUCCUGGGUUCAGGCAGUCUGUGAGAGGCAACCCUUAGAUGACAUCUGUGAUUAUUUUGGUGUGAAGAUUGCCAUGUACUUCGCAUGGUUGGGGUUUUACACCAACUCUAUGCUGUACCCAGCAGUGAUUGGCUUUCUGCUCUGGAUCUUUGCUGAGUCUGAUCAGGCAAGUCAGGAUAUUUGCUGUGUGGUAUUUGCCAUUUUCAAUGUGGUGUGGGCAACACUGUUCCUGGAGAGAUGGAAGCGGCGGGAAGCAGAAUUAGCAUAUAAGUGGGGCACACUGGACACCCCUACAGAGUCACUGGAGGAACCCCGUCCACAGUUUCGGGGUGUUAAACGCCGCAGUCCAGUGACGGAUUGUGAAGAGUUUUUCUACCCACCCUGGAAGAGGAGAAUGUUCUGCUGGUUUGUCAGCUUACCUAUCUGCAUCCUCUGUCUCUGCUUCGUCUGCUUGGCCAUGUUUGUCUGCCUGGAAUUUCAAGAAUUGGUAAUGGAAACAAAAGAGUUGCCAAGCAUCUGUAGAUUUAUUCCUAAACUUCUGCUGGCUAUAACAGUUACUGUAUGUGAUGAAGUGUACAAGAAAAUAGCUCUCUGGCUCAAUGAUCUGGAAAAUUAUAGACUUCAGAGCACGUAUGAUAAUAAUCUCAUCCUCAAGACUGUUUUUUUUCAGUUCAUAAAUUCUUACCUCAGCCUUUUCUACAUUGGAUUUUAUCUCAAAGAUAUGGAGCGGUUAAAAGAGAUGCUGGCCACGUUGUUGAUCUUUCGCCAAUUUCUACAAAACAUCAAAGAAGUGUUACAGCCGUAUCUUUAUGAGCACCACAAAUUAGGGGCCCUGAGGACGUUAUCAGACUUAAUUCACACCAUGGUCUUGAACUAUAGCCAUUUGAUAGUGCAAAGGAUGCGACUGACUUGCCAAGCCAGUCUUUAUGUGAACAAAAGUGGCUCAUCUCCAGAUGAAUCAGAGAAGACAGAAAGGAGAAGUCUGAUUGCCAGCUACAAAGUUCCCAGAACAGAGGAAGCAGAUGAUGCUGGUCUAAAGCAAAGGAAGGUCAGCUUCACCGAGAAAGUGGAAUACAAAGACCAAGUUGUGGAAGCACCAACACAGGGCAGCUUACUAGAUGAUGGCAGUCCUACUCUUGUGGAGGAAGGAAUGGAUCCAUCUUCAAUAUUUGAUAUGUAUGAUGAUGAUGAGAAUGUCAAGGAAACUGAUGAUACUGUGAGUAAACCCCAAGAGACUCAGAGGAGAAAGACCACAUGUGCAGGUGACAACCACAGUAUGGACAAAAAAAUGUCCUGGAUGGACCCUCCAGAGGAGACUGGGUCUACCGUUUUGACCCAACCUGAGAUUGAAAGUUGCAUGCUAACUUAUGAGGAUACUCUUCAAGAUUACCAGGAGAUGUUCAUACAGUUUGGCUACGUUGUGCUCUUCUCAUCUGCAUUUCCUUUGGCGGCCAUGUGUGCCCUUAUAAAUAACAUUGUAGAGAUCCGAAGUGAUGCCUUAAAACUUUGCUCAGGCCUCCAGAGGCCCUUUGGGCAAAGGGUAGAAAACAUUGGACAAUGGCAGACUGCAAUGGAGGCUAUGGGUCUGAUUGCUAUAAUUGUGAACUGUUACCUUAUUGGCCAAUGUGGACAGCUAAAACGACUCUUCCCCUGGUUGAGUCCUGAGAUGGCCAUUGUCUCUGUUGUAUUACUAGAGCACUUUGCCGUUAUGCUCAAAUAUGUCAUUCAUAUUGCAAUUCCUGAUAUUCCAAGCUGGGUGGCAGAUGAGAUGGCCAAACUUGAAUACCAGAGAAGAGAAGCUCUCAAGAAACAUGAACACCUGGCUCAGCAGCACCAGCAGCAGCAACGGAGGAAGAAUGAAGAAGAGGAGGAGCAUCAAAAAAUGGCAGAGGAAUUGGUACGACAAGAGAGUGAGCAAGACAAGUCAGAUCCCAGUGGAGGUGAAGAUCAUCACCAUGAUAAAAGCCUAGGAACCAAGUUCAGCUCUGGAGGAGAUAAGCCCAAGAGACCCAGCUCAAUUUUAGGCAACAAUAAUGUUAUGAAACUUAAACAAAUAAUCCCUCUUCAGGGUAAAUUCGCCUCCACGACUUCUCCAAGUGGCGAGGCCAAACUUCCUGGUUUUCUAAAGUUCCUCAAGUCUCCGGAGUUCAAAAAGGAAGCAGCUAUGGCAGUUGUGCCAGCAGCUACACAUUCGAGCCAAGAUAAAUCACAGUCUCCCAGCAAUUCAUUCAACCCAGGAAAACUGUUCAACUUUGGAAAAGAAAAUCUGUGUACUGGUGCUGGUUCUGAUCAACAAGCAAAACCAGAAGGUGCAUCCAGGGCCACUUAUGCACAACUCACAAAUAAUGACCAAAUUCCUUCAUCAGAAGAGCUUCCAUCUUCUGAGGUUGAAAAGGAAGGAGGCAUGCUAAAGCACCUGCAUGAUAAAAUCAACUUCGGCAUGGGAAGAGCAGAAGUUCGAAUGAGCACUGUAAUCAUACAAAAUGUAUAGAUUUUCUAGUUUUCUAUGCAUUAUUAUUUUUGUUACAUGAAAUGACAUAUUCUAUAAAUAUAACAUUGUCCUGGCUGAUUUUGAUCUUAUCGUGAGUGAACCAAUAAUGCAAUAAAUCAUGAGGAAUUACUGUGGGAUUUCUUUUUUUUAAAUUAUUAUUAUUAUAUGGUAUAUCAGGCCCCAUGUUCAUAAUUAAGGCAGCAUUCUAAUCAGAUUAUUUCCAAGUAUGUUUUUACAAUUCCAAACCAUAUCAGCCUGAAUAAUUUUUAACAGAAUAUAAUUAUUUAUAACUGCAAUUUAGUUAUUGAUGAGGGAGGGUGUGAACACCCAGUAUUCAGAUUUCUUACUACAAGUAAAAUGGGACAAAAAAAUAGAUCUAACUGACAAACACACACACACACACACACACACACACAAAAUUAAAAUCUAAAAUUAUGAUCAGAAGAAUGCAACACUCUUAACCCUUUAAGCUCGGUGGGUCUGCCGAGGAAAAAUAUUAACAACUACAGUCUUGACCAACACAAAAUAGGUAUCCUUUAAAACUUUAGAAGCUCUACUUUACAAUGCAUGUAGGCACUAUGACAAAAAACUGAACGAGUUCUUUGAAAUUUGCAGACAAAUCAGAAGUGUUCCGUUUUGAUAAUUUAUUAAAAAGUUUGCACUGUACAUACUUUUGUAAUCGGUAAAAACAUCAAAUUCAUCAAACAGCCAUUUGUCAUAUGUUGUUGGAAACCUCUCAAAGAGUACAACCAGCCUAUUUGUUUUACUCACAGACAAAAAAUAUAGAGAGUAAUAGCUAAGAAUAUGUCUUUGACAUUUAUAUUUCAUGUAAACAGGUGUUGCUAAUAUGCCGCGUUUUCACUUAUAACUUCACAAUAAAUAAACAGAAAUAAAAUAUCACAAACCACUACUUAGAGGUGGCCAUUAUCUUUCAAACGAGCACACACACACACACACACACGGUAACUGGAUGCAUAGAUCAUUAGAUAACUGAUACGAAGCACAAUGUGCACACAGCAUCUAUCUGGCAUCUUGCAAUCUGGCUGAAAACACGUUAGCUUUCCUGGAUCAGAUGAGGUCAUCGGAAAUGGUGUAGCAUCUUAGAAUGCUAAACCAAUUGAACUUGGUUCAUCCAUAUUUGGGCAGAGAGACAUGUGAUUGUUUACGCUUACACAAGGCCAUCAGGAGAUGGCGCCAAGUACAUGACUCAGACUCAAUGAUCCAGACUCAUUGAGUCAAAUGUACACAUUCUG
Myxocyprinus asiaticus (Chinese sucker) is the source of this 4665-nucleotide messenger RNA. RefSeq names its product anoctamin-8-like. Gene Ontology annotation, molecular function: chloride channel activity. NCBI's taxonomy places the organism in Eukaryota, Metazoa, Chordata, Actinopteri, Cypriniformes, Catostomidae. The record is from RefSeq and is a predicted model, not a curated record. Gene Ontology annotation, cellular component: plasma membrane. Gene Ontology annotation, biological process: chloride transmembrane transport. The transcript has 18 exons. Bases 344 to 3412 code for a protein of 1022 amino acids.